Messenger RNA from Spodoptera littoralis (African cotton leafworm), 11211 nucleotides. The record is from the annotation of a GenBank genome assembly. NCBI's taxonomy places the organism in Eukaryota, Metazoa, Arthropoda, Insecta, Lepidoptera, Noctuidae.
AUGUUGAAAAUUAAGUCGAUACAGGAGUUCUUGAAUGAGGAUAACAAUAGAGAAUACUUGAUUCAAGGACAAUUCAGGCAACCAUCUCGAAAGAUCGACCAUAGUUUCGAUAAAGAGACUGCAUACUUGAUGGCCAGCAGUUUAGAUGGAGGUGAAGAUUUUGUGACCAAACAACUGCAGGAGAUCAGAAAAGCAUCGCCUGCGUUAUUACUUUGUAGUGUCGGAGCAGGCGUCAAAGAAAUUCAACAUAACGCAUUUUUGAACAUCAAUUCAAACAAUCAAUUAGUCAAUUGCCCUGAAAUCAGAAAUAUUGAUUUCACAUUGUGGAUAGAUGACUCAUGCUGUGACACAGACAACGCUGCCACUACUGAGUCUGUCGUCGAAGAAGUGACCACCGAAGAUGAUGCUUGUGAUUCAUCCGUCACUGCCACUGAGGCGGACAGCAGUAUUGUCGUUACCACUGAGGUCUCUGACGUCACCACUGAUGCUGCAACGGAAUCAGAAACCACUGUCGCUUCCACUACUGAGACUGGCGUCGAAGAAGUGACCACCGAAGCUGAUGCUUCUUCCACCACUGCCACUGAGGCGGACAGCACUGUAGUCGUUACCACUGAGGUCUCUGACGUCACCACUGAUGCUGCAACGGAAUCAGAAACCACUGUCGCUUCCACUACUGAGUCUGGCGUCGAAGGAGUGACCACCGAAGCUGAUGCUUCUUCCACCACUGCCACUGAGGCGGACAGCACUGUAGUCGUUACCACUGAGGUCUCUGACGUCACCACUGAUGCGGCAACGGAAUCAGAAACCACUGUCGCUUCCACUACUGAGACUGGCGUCGAAGAAGUGACCACCGAAGAUGAUGCUUGUGAUUCAUCCGUCACUGCCACUGAGGCGGACAGUAGUAUUGUCGUUACCACGGAGGUCUCUGACGUCACCACUGAUGCUGCAACGGAAUCAGAAACCACUGUCGCUUCCACUACUGAGACUGGCGUCGAAGAAGUGUCCACCGAAGCUGAUGCUUGUGAUUCAUCCACCACUGCCACUGAAGCGGACAGCAUUGUAGUCGUUACCACUGAGGUCUCUCACAUCACCACUGAUGCUGCAACAGAAUCAGAAACCACUGUCGCUUCCACUACUGAGUCUGGCGUCGAAGGAGUGACCACCGAAGCUGAUGCUUCUUCCACCACUGCCACUGAGGCGGACAGCACUGUAGUCGUUACCACUGAGGUCUCUGACGUCACCACUGAUGCUGCAACGGAAUCAGAAACCACUGUCGCUUCCACUACUGAGUCUGGCGUCGAAGAAGUGACCACCGAAACUGAUGCUUCUUCCACCACUACCACUGAUGCCGACAGCAUUGUAGUCGUUACCACUGAGGUCUCUGACGUCACCACUGAUGCUGCAACGGAAUCAGAAACCACUGUCGCUUCCACUACUGAGUCUGGCGUCGAAGGAGUGACCACCGAAGCUGAUGCUUCUUCCACCACUACCACUGAGGCCGACAGCAUUGCAGUCGUUACCACUGAGGUCCCUGACGUCACCACUGAUGCUGCAACGGAAUCAGAAACCACUGUCGCUUCCACUACUGAGUCUGGCGUCGAAGAAGUGUCCACCGAAGCUGAUGCCUCUGAUUUAUCCACCACUACCACUGAGGCGGACAGCACUGUAGUCGUUACCACUGAGGUCUCUGACGUUACCACUGAUGCUGCAACGGAAUCAGAAACCACUGUCGCUUCCACUACUGAGUCUGGCGUCGAAGGAGUGACCACCGAAGCUGAUGCCUCUGAUUCAUCCACCACUACCACUGAGGCGGACAGCAUUGUAGUCGUUACCACUGAGGUCUCUGACGUCACCACUGAUGCUGCAACGGAAUCAGAAACCACUGUCGCUUCCACUACUGAGUCUGGCGUCGAAGGAGUGACCACCGAAGCUGAUGCUUCUUCCACCACUGCCACUGAGGCGGACAGCACUGUAGUCGUUACCACUGAGGUCUCUGACGUCACCACUGAUGCUGCAACGGAAUCAGAAACCACUGUCGCUUCCACUACUGAGUCUGGCAUCGAAGGAGUGACCACCGAAGCUGAUGCCUCUGAUUCAUCCACCACUACCACUGAGGCCGACAGCAUUGUAGUCGUUACCACUGAGGUCUCUGACGUCACCACUGAUGCUGCAACGGAAUCAGAAACCACUGUCGCUUCCACUACCGAGUCUGGCGUCGAAGGAGUGACCACCGAAGCUGAUGCUUCUUCCACCACUGCCACUGAGGCGGACAGCACUGUAGUCGUUACCACUGAGGUCUCUGACGUCACCACUGAUCCUGCAACGGAAUCAGAAACCACUGUCGCUUCCACUACCGAGUCUGGCGUCGAAGGAGUGACCACCGAAGCUGAUGCUUCUUCCACCACUACCACUGAGGCCGACAGCACUGUAGUCGUUACCACUGAGGUCUCUGACGUCACCACUGAUGCUGCAACGGAAUCAGAAACCACUGUCGCUUCCACUACCGAGUCUGGCGUCGAAGGAGUGACCACCGAAGCUGAUGCUUCUUCCACCACUACCACUGAGGCCGACAGCACUGUAGUCGUUACCACUGAGGUCUCUGACGUCACCACUGAUGCUGCAACGGAAUCAGAAACCACUGUCGCUUCCACUACUGAGUCUGGCGUCGAAGAAGUGUCCACCGAAGCUGAUGCCUCUGAUUCAUCCACCACUACCACUGAGGCCGACAGCAUUGUAGUCGUUACCACUGAGGUCUCUGACGUCACCACUGAUGCUGCAACGGAAUCAGAAACCACUGUCGCUUCCACUACCGAGUCUGGCGUCGAAGGAGUGACCACCGAAGCUGAUGCUUCUUCCACCACUGCCACUGAGGCGGACAGCACUGUAGUCGUUACCACUGAGGUCUCUGACGUCACCACUGAUGCUGCAACGGAAUCAGAAACCACUGUCGCUUCCACUACUGAGUCUGGCGUCGAAGGAGUGACCACCGAAGCUGAUGCUUCUUCCACCACUGCCACUGAGGCGGACAGCACUGUAGUCGUUACCACUGAGGUCUCUGACGUCACCACUGAUGCUGCAACGGAAUCAGAAACCACUGUCGCUUCCACUACCGAGUCUGGCGUCGAAGGAGUGACCACCGAAGCUGAUGCUUCUUCCACCACUGCCACUGAGGCGGACAGCACUGUAGUCGUUACCACUGAGGUCUCUGACGUCACCACUGAUCCUGCAACGGAAUCAGAAACCACUGUCGCUUCCACUACUGAGUCUGGCGUCGAAGAAGUGUCCACCGAAGCUGAUGCCUCUGAUUCAUCCACCACUACCACUGUGGCCGACAGCAUUGUAGUCGUUACCACUGAGGUCUCUGACGUCACCACUGAUGCUGCAACGGAAUCAGAAACCACUGUCGCUUCCACUACCGAGUCUGGCGUCGAAGGAGUGACCACCGAAGCUGAUGCUUCUUCCACCACUGCCACUGAGGCGGACAGCACUGUAGUCGUUACCACUGAGGUCUCUGACGUCACCACUGAUCCUGCAACGGAAUCAGAAACCACUGUCGCUUCCACUACCGAGUCUGGCGUCGAAGGAGUGACCACCGAAGCUGAUGCUUCUUCCACCACUACCACUGAGGCCGACAGCACUGUAGUCGUUACCACUGAGGUCUCUGACGUCACCACUGAUGCUGCAACGGAAUCAGAAACCACUGUCGCUUCCACUACUGAGUCUGGCGUCGAAGAAGUGUCCACCGAAGCUGAUGCCUCUGAUUCAUCCACCACUACCACUGAGGCCGACAGCAUUGUAGUCGUUACCACUGAGGUCUCUGACGUCACCACUGAUGCUGCAACGGAAUCAGAAACCACUGUCGCUUCCACUACCGAGUCUGGCGUCGAAGGAGUGACCACCGAAGCUGAUGCUUCUUCCACCACUGCCACUGAGGCGGACAGCACUGUAGUCGUUACCACUGAGGUCUCUGACGUCACCACUGAUGCUGCAACGGAAUCAGAAACCACUGUCGCUUCCACUACUAAGUCUGGCGUCGAAGGAGUGACCACCGAAGCUGAUGCUUCUUCCACCACUGCCACUGAGGCGGACAGCACUGUAGUCGUUACCACUGAGGUCUCUGACGUCACCACUGAUGCUGCAACGGAAUCAGAAACCACGGUCGCUUCCACUACUGAGUCUGGCGUCGAAGAAGUAACCACCGAAACUGAUGCUUCUUCCACCACUACCACUGAGGCCGACAGCAUUGUAGUCGUUACCACUGAGGUCUCUGACGUCACCACUGAUGCUGCAACGGAAUCAGAAACCACUGUCGCUUCCACUACCGAGUCUGGCGUCGAAGGAGUGACCACCGAAGCUGAUGCUUCUUCCACCACUACCACUGAGGCGGACAGCACUGUAGUCGUUACCACUGAGGUCUCUGACGUCACCACUGAUGCUGCAACGGAAUCAGAAACCACUGUCGCUUCCACUACUGAGUCUGGCGUCGAAGAAGUAACCACCGAAAUUGAUGCUUCUUCCACCACUACCACUGAGGCCGACAGCACUGUAGUCGUUACCACUGAGGUCUCUGACGUCACCACUGAUGCUGCAACGGAAUCAGAAACCACUGUCGCUUCCACUACUGAGUCUGGCGUCGAAGAAGUAACCACCGAAACUGAUGCUUCUUCCACCACUACCACUGAGGCCGACAGCAUUGUAGUCGUUACCACUGAGGUCUCUGACGUCACCACUGAUGCUGCAACGGAAUCAGAAACCACUGUCGCUUCCACUACUGAGUCUGGCGUCGAAGGAGUGACCACCGAAGCUGAUGCUUCUUCCACCACUGCCACUGAAGUGGACAGCACUGUAGUCGUUACCACUGAGGUCUCUGACGUCACCACUGAUGCUGCAACGGAAUCAGAAACCACUGUCGCUUCCACUACUGAGUCUGGCGUCGAAGGAGUGACCACCGAAGCUGAUGCUUCUUCCACCACUGCCACUGAGGCGGACAGCACUGUAGUCGUUACCACUGAGGUCUCUGACGUCACCACUGAUGCUGCAACGGAAUCAGAAACCACUGUCGCUUCCACUACUGAGUCUGGCGUCGAAGAAGUCUCUGACGUCACCACUGAUGCUGCAACGGAAUCAGAAACCACUGUCGCUUCCACUACUGAGUCUGGCGUCGAAGGAGUGACCACCGAUGCUGAUGCCUCUGAUUCAUCCACCACUACCACUGAGGCCGACAGCAUUGUAGUCGUUACCACUGAGUCUGUCGUCGAAGGAGUGACCACCGAAGCUGAUGCUUCUUCCACCACUGCCACUGAGGCGGACAGCACUGUAGUCGUUACCACUGAGGUCUCUGACGUCACCACUGAUGCUGCAACGGAAUCAGAAACCACUAUCGCUUCCACUACUGAGUCUGACGUCGAAGGAGUGACCACCGAAGCUGAUGCUUCUUCCACCACUGCCACUGAGGCGGACAGCACUGUAGUCGUUACCACUGAGGUCUCUGACGUCACCACUGAUGCUGCAACGGAAUCAGAAACCACUGUCGCUUCCACUACUGAGUCUGGCGUCGAAGAAGUGACCACCGAAACUGAUGCUUCUUCCACCACUAGCACUGAGGCCGACAGCAUUGUAGUCGUUACCACUGAGGUCUCUGACGUCACCACUGAUGCUGCAACGGAAUCAGAAACCACUGUCGCUUCCACUACUGAGUCUGGCGUCGAAGGAGUGACCACCGAAGCUGAUGCAUCUUCCACCACUGCCACUGAAGCGGACAGCACUGUAGUCGUUACCACUGAGGUCUCUGACGUCACCACUGAUGCUGCAACGGAAUCAGAAACCACUGUCGCUUCCACUACUGAGUCUGGCGUCGAAGGAGUGACCACCGAAGCUGAUGCUUCUUCCACCACUGCCACUGAGGCGGACAGCACUGUAGUCGUUACCACUGAGGUCUCUGACGUCACCACUGAUGCUGCAACGGAAUCAGAAACCACUGUCGCUUCCACUACUGAGUCUGGCGUCGAAGGAGUGACCACCGAAGCUGAUGCAUCUUCCACCACUGCCACUGAAGCGGACAGCACUGUAGUCGUUACCACUGAGGUCUCUGACGUCACCACUGAUGCUGCAACGGAAUCAGAAACCACUGUCGCUUCCACUACCGAGUCUGGCGUCGAAGGAGUGACCACCGAAGCUGAUGCUUCUUCCACCACUGCCACUGAGGCGGACAGCACUGAUGUCGUUACCACUGAGGUCUCUGACGUCACCACUGAUGCUGCAACGGAAUCAGAAACCACUGUCGCUUCCACUACUGAGUCUGGCGUCGAAGAAGUGACCACCGAAACUGAUGCUUCUUCCACCACUACCACUGAGGCUGACAGCAUUGUAGUCGUUACCACUGAGGUCUCUGACGUCACCACUGAUGCUGCAACGGAAUCAGAAACCACUGUCGCUUCCACUACUGAGUCUGGCGUCGAAGAAGUGUCCACCGAAGCUGAUGCCUCUGAUUCAUCCACCACUACCACUGAGGCGGACAGCAUUGUAGUCGUUACCACUGAGGUCUCUGACGUCACCACUGAUGCUGCAACGGAAUCAGAAACCACUGUCGCUUCCACUACUGAGUCUGCUAUUUCCACCACUUCCACUGAGGCGGAUAUUAGUAUUGUCGUUUCUUCUGCUAAGCCUACAGUUACUACUGUCUCAUCGGUUACUAGUACAACAACUUACAAAUCAUCAACAAUGAAGACGUCAACUUCGAGAACUACAACUGCUAAAAUAUCAACGCCUAAAACAUCUACUUCUCAUCCUGGUACGUAUGAAGGAAUUACAGACGCACCUUGCGAUGAAUUUAUUGAUGUUGUCGUUGAUGCUGGAUGUAACGAAGAUGUACUCGAAGAAGUUUCUGAUGCACCUUGUGAUGAAACAACUGAUCUUAUCUUAGACCCUGGUUGUAGUGAAGAUGUAACAGAUUUGUCGCUUAGUUCGUCAACACGUGUUCCUGUAGAAGAUAUAUCUUUGGAGGAUUAUUUGAUAACAACAUCUAAGUCUGUUUCUCCUGAUGAUAUUACGAACGCGCCUUGUGAUGAUACUGCGAACAGCGGUGAAGAUGUUAUUUGCAGUGAAGAUGUUACAGACUCCUCGCUUAGUACUUCAAUUCCUGUUUCUGUUGAAGAUGAGUCUUUUGAACAUAAUGAAACAACAACAGCUAAUUCUGUUUCACUUGAUGGCAUUUCUGAUGCACCUUGUGAAGAAACCGUGGAUGGCAAUGUAGAUACCAGCUGUAUUGAAGAUGUCACGGAUUCUGCACUUAGUACUUUACCUCCUGGUUCUACGGAAGAGGUACCUUUUGAAUAUAAUGAGACAACCACGUCUAAGUCUGUUUCUCUUGAAGAAAUCACGAAUUCGCCUUGUAAUGAAACUGUGUAUGACAAUAUAGAAACUGUUUGUAGUGAAGAUGUUACAGAUUCCUUGCUUAUACCUUCAACUACUAUUUUUGAGGCUGAAGAUAAAGAGACAACAACUUCUAAGACAGUCGCGUUUGAAGAAAUUACAAAUGCACCUUGUGACGAAACAACGGUAGAUAGUCUGGAGGCUGAAUGCAAUGAAGAUAUUACUGAUUCCACAGUAUCAUCUACUUCUGAAAUCACGACCGCUAAAACCGUUUUGGAUGAAGAAGUUACGUUUGGUCCUGAUGAAUCUGAAAUAUCGGAGUCGGUUUCACUUGAAGACAUAACUCAUGCACCCUGUGAUGAAACAGACGAUGCUAGCUUGGAUACUUAUUGUAGUGAAGAUGUAAUAGAGAUAGGUGCUGGUAGUGUUGACGCUAGUUGUAAUGAAGAUGUAACAAAAUCUACAGUCAGUACUGUGAAUCCAAACUCUGUGGAAGAAUUUACUUUUGAAACUUCUACUCACGAUGCAACAACUGUUGAAACAAUUAUAGUUGAAGAUUUUACAUCUCUAGCUGCUGAUGAGACUACUACAUCUGAGUCGGCCUCACUUGAAGAAAUAACUCAUGCACCUUGUGAUGAAUCAGCUGCCGGUAGCUUGGAUGCUUAUUGUAGUGAAGAUGUAACAGAAUCGACGGGUAGUUCCGUAACUCCAAACUCUGUGGAAGAAAUUACUUUUGAAACUUCUACUCACGAUGCAACAACUGUUGAAACAAUUAUAGUUGAAGAUGUUACGUCUGAAGCUGUUGAUUCUGAAACUAAAACAUCUGAGUCUGCCUCGCUUGAGGAAAUAACUCAUGCUCCUUGUGAUGAAUCAGCCGCUGGUAGCGUGGACGCUAUUUGUAGUGAAGAUGUAACAGAAUCGACGGGUAGUUCCGUAACUCCAAACUCUGUGGAAGAAAUUACUUUUGAAACUUCUACUCACGAUGCAACAACUGUUGAAACAAUUAUAGUUGAAGAUGUUACGUCUGAAGCUGUUGAUUCUGAAACUAAAACAUCUGAGUCUGCCUCGCUUGAGGAAAUAACUCAUGCUCCUUGUGAUGAAUCAGCCGCUGGUAGCGUAGACGCUAUUUGUAAUGAAGAUGUAACAAAACCCACAGUUAAUACUGUGAAUCCAAACUCUGUCGAAGAGAAUACCUUUGAAAGUUCUACUCUUGAAGCCACGACUACUCAAUCAAUUAUAGUUGAAGAUGUUACGUCUGAAGCUGUUGAUUCUGAAAUUAAAACAUCUGAGUCUGCCUCGCUUGAGGAAAUAACUCACGCACCUUGUGAUGAAUCAGCUGCUGGUAGCGUUGACGCUAGUUGUAAUAAAGAUGUAACAGAAUCGACGGGUAGUACCGCAAGUCCAAACUCUGUAGAAGAAAUUGCUUUUGAAACUUCUACUCACGAUGCAACGACUAUUGAAACAAUUAUAGUUGAAGAUGUUACGUCUGAAGCUGUUGAUUCUGAAAUUAAAACAUCUGAGUCUGCCUCGCUUGAGGAAAUAACUCACGCACCUUGUGAUGAAUCAGCUGCUGGUAGCGUUGACGCUAGUUGUAAUGAAGAUGUAACAGAAUCGACGGGUAGUACCGCAAGUCCAAACUCUGUAGAAGAAAUUGCUUUUGAAACUUCUACUCACGAUGCAACGACUAUUGAAACAAUUAUAGUUGAAGAUGUUACGUCUGAAGCUGUUGAUUCUGAAACUAAAACAUCUGAGUCUGCCUCGCUUGAGGAAAUAACUCAUGCUCCUUGUGAUGAAUCAGCCGCUGGUAGCGUAGACGCUAUUUGUAAUGAAGAUGUAACAAAACCCACAGUUAAUACUGUGAAUCCAAACUCUGUCGAAGAGAAUACCUUUGAAACUUCUACUCACGAUGCAACAACUGUUGAAAUAAUUAUAGUUGAAGAUGUUACGUCUGAAGCUGUUGAUUCUGAAACUAAAACAUCUGAGUCUGCCUCGCUUGAGGAAAUAACUCAUGCUCCUUGUGAUGAAUCAGCCGCUGGUAGCGUGGACGCUAUUUGUAAUGAAGAUGUAACAAAACCCACAGUUAAUACUGUGAAUCCAAACUCUGUCGAAGAGAAUACCUUUGAAAGUUCUACUCUUGAAGCCACGACUACUCAAUCAAUUAUAGUUGAAGAUGUUACGUCUGAAGCUGUUGAUUCUGAAACUAAAACAUCUGAGUCUGCCUCACUUGAAGAAAUAACUCACGCUCCUUGUGAUGAAUCAGCUGCUGGUAGCGUUGACGCUAGUUGUAAUGAAGAUGUAACAGAAUCGACGGGUAGUACCGCAAGUCCAAACUCUGUAGAAGAAAUUACUUUUGAAACUUCUACUCACGAUGCAACGACUAUUGAAACAAUUAUAGUUGAAGAUGUUACGUCUGAAGCUGUUGAUUCUGAAACUAAAACAUCUGAUUCUGCCUCACUUGAAGAAAUAACUCACGCACCUUGUGAUGAAUCAGCUGCUGGUAGCGUUGACGCUAGUUGUAAUGAAGAUGUAACAGAAUCGACGGGUAGUACCGCAAGUCCAAACUCUGUAGAAGAAAUUACUUUUGAAACUUCUACUCACGAUGCAACAACUGUUGAAACAAUUGUAGUUGAAGAUGUUACGUCUGAAGCUGUUGAUUCUGAAACUAAAACAUCUGAGUCUGCCUCGCUUGAGGAAAUAACUCACGCACCUUGUGAUGAAUCAGCCGCUGGUAGCGUAGACGCUAUUUGUAAUGAAGAUGUAACAAAACCCACAGUUAAUACUGUGAAUCCAAACUCUGUCGAAGAGAAUACCUUUGAAAGUUCUACUCUUGAAGCCACGACUACUCAAUCAAUUAUAGUUGAAGAUGUUACGUCUGAAGCUGUUGAUUCUGAAAUUAAAACAUCUGAGUCUGCCUCGCUUGAGGAAAUAACUCACGCACCUUGUGAUGAAUCAGCUGCUAGUAGCUUGGAUGCUUACUGUAGUGAAGAUAUAACAGAGUCCACUAGUAGUACAACAGUUAGUUUAGCUUCUUUCGAAGAAACAACAUUUGAAUCGUCCACUUCUGAAGCAACGACCAGUAAUGCCGUAACAGAGGAAGACAUUAAUUUUGAAGAAACUACUGUUGAAGUUACCAAUUCUGAAACUACAGUGUCUGAACCAGUGUCAAACGAGCCAAUAACCAAUGCACCGUGUGAUGAAACGAUCAAGAGUACUUCAAACGUUGGUUGUAACGAAGAUGUAACUAAACCUAUUGACAACACUAUGAGUACAGUUCCUGUCGAAGAAAUUACUUUCCACCCAUCUGUUUUCGAAACUACCACUGGUUUGACUGAAGAGAUUUCUCUUGAAACUUCCACAACUGAAUCGACUAGUACAAGUGACAUUAUAUUAGAAAUUAGCUCGGAAGUGUCUUCUACUGAACAGGUUAUAAUCGAUACUCCAGAAUCAGAGUCUACUAAUGAUGAACACCCCACCACUAGUAAUGAAAGACUAACUGAUGACGCAGAAACUACAACUAGUAAUAUAGUCUCAGUUGACGAAGUAACUUAUGAAACAUCUACAGAAAAUGUAACUAGUGAGGACAUUACCACUGAAAUAUCUGAUACUGCAAUUGGAGUAGAAACUGAGCCAUCGGAAUCAGAAGCCGUUGAAGAGACUACCAAAGUUGAAGUCACUACGCCAGUGACAACUGAAGCUGUUGCCACUGAAGCAAUUGAACUGGAUGCAAUUGACUCUUUCUGUGAGGAAGAUGAUAUACCGGUCUUGCGAACAACGACGACGACUACGACCACACAAAAGUCUGUACUUGAUAAAUUAAUUGGUGGCUUAACUUGGUGGUGA